Molecule: messenger RNA, 5640 nt
Organism: Aureococcus anophagefferens
Lineage: Eukaryota; Pelagophyceae; Pelagomonadales; Pelagomonadaceae
Exons: 4
Coding region: 1-5640 (1879 amino acids)
Biological process (GO): lipid metabolic process
Cellular component (GO): cytosol
Molecular function (GO): transaminase activity; acetoacetate-CoA ligase activity; pyridoxal phosphate binding
Source: RefSeq, a predicted model, not a curated record
AUGCGCUACGUCCUCGCGGCGCUCGGCGCCGCGGCGGCGGCGGCCAUGUCGGCGAAAACGGACCGCUUCGCGGGCCGCUACGCUUUGGGCAAGAACUUGGGGCCCGUCAACGCCAAGGCCGGCAUGCGCUUCGAUCGUGAGGACGUCGGCGGGGACGUGCGCGUCGUCGGCGGCGCGUCGAGCGAGGUGCUCGGCGGCGCGAACCUCGCGAGCCUGCUGCGCGACGGCUUCGAGGUCGAGCGGCGCGCGAUGGCCGCGCUCGAGGCCGGCGAACCGGCGGAGGCGCUGAGCGUGCACACGUCCGCGGGCGUGCCGCCGCAGCUGGCGCGCUUCCUCGACGCCUGGGAGCCCCACCUGCCGCCGGCGGCGCGAGCCAAGGGCGACUGGUGCGUGAAUCUGCAGGCCGAGGGCGCGUCCGCGGUCCACGCGGCGGUGGACAUGGCGCUCCAGGUGAGCCAGUCGUCCGCGGACCUGAACCGGCCCGGCGCGAGGAACCGCGUCGCCUGCGGCGCGUCGUCCUACCACGGCCCGGCGUCGACGUCGCCCGGCGGCGGCACGCCGCUGGGGGCCGUCGCCAAGGGGCUCACGCAUCCCGUGCGCUACCCCGUGCCGUCGCCGUUCCUGCGGCGCCGCGGCGAGGAGGACGAGGCGUUCCACGCGCGCCUCUUCGCCGACUUCACGACCUACCUGGACACCUACGCCGACGAGAUCGGCGUGUUGUUGGUGGAGCCCCAGUGGGGGUCGUCCGUCGCCGCGAUGCCGUGGCCGGCCGAGUUGCUGAAAGCGUACUGCGCGGAGGCCAGGAGCCGGGGCAUCCCCGUCGUCGCCGACGAGAUCAUGUGCGGCAUCGGCCGCCACGGCCAGGGCGCCUGCUUCCUCACGGAGUGCUGGGAUUUGGACGUCGACGUCGUCACGUUCGGCAAGGCCAUCGGCGGCGGCGCGGGCAACCUGCUCUCCGGCGCGAUCCUGCUGGAGGGCGCGGCGGACUUCCGGGAGGCGUCGCGCACGGCCUUCCAGAGCCACACCUACGCGGGCUCGUCGGCGCGCGCGCUCGCGAACGGCGCGAACCUGCUCGAGCGGCUGCCGGAGCUCGCGGGCAACGUGCGGGACGUCCACGACGCCGUGGGCCCCAUCAUGGCGGACCUGGCGGACCGGUCCGACGGCGCCGUCCUCGCCCACGGCCAGGGCGCCCUCUGGGGCGGCCUCUUCGCCCACGAGGACGCCGCCGCGCGGACGGCCGCGAACCUCGCGUUCAAGAAGAAGUGCGCGGCGCGUUCCGUGCUGCCCUACUUCGUGCCCGUGGGCGGCUUCAUGCUCACGCCGCGCUACGACGACGAGCCGGAGCUCCUGGCGGCGGCCGUGGCCGACGUCGCCGAGGCCGCGCUCGAGACCGCGCGCGACAUGGGCUGGGCGAAGGCGCGGCUCCUGCCGUCGGCGUACGAGGGCCCCCCGCCGUCCGCGCGCCGCUUCCAGGGGCCGGACCCGGAGACCAUGGCGCCGGACCAGCGCGUCGUCUACGACGAGAUCCGGCGCACGCGGACGACGGGCGCGGACCGGGGCCCCUUUGGGCCGUGGCUCGCGUCGCCGCCGCUCGCGGACGCGGCGCAGAACUUCGGCCGCGUCUGCCGCUACGAGACGUCGCUCAACCAGCGCGAGGCGGAGAUCGCCAUCCUCGCGACGGCCUACGCCUACAAGGCGCCGGGCCUCUGGACGAUCCACGUCGGCGAGGCGCGCGCCGCGGGCCUCGAGGGCGCGCACGUCGCGGCGCUCGCGCGCGGCGCGCGGCCCGCGUUCGCGCCCGGCUCGCGGGAGGCGGCCAUCCACGACGCGACGGCCGACCUCCUCGCGUCGAAGCGGCUCGGCGACGACGCCUACGCGGCGGCCGAGGCCGCGCUGGGCGCGACGGGCUUGGUCGAGCUCACGUCCGUCGUCGGCUACCACGGCUACGUCGCGCUGACGAUGAACGCGUUCGAGGUCGACGACCCCCUCCGCCCGGCCGGCGUCAACAAGCGCGCGCCCUGGACCCACGACGCCGCGUCCCUCUCCGACGCGGAGCUCGCGGACCUCGUCUCCAUGGCGAACAAGGGCGAGCUCGACCUCGCACUGCGGACGCGGGGCGCGGCGAUCAUGGCCUCGAAAUUGGCUCUCGUCGCGCUCGCGCUCGGCGCUUCCGCCCUCCAGCUGUCGCCCGUGCGGCGCCCCGCGUCUCCCUCGCGGUCGGCGCUCUUCUCGUCCGUCGAGGUGAACCAGGAGCCCAUCGCGGUGACCGCGGAGGGCGAGUACGCGGCGAACGAGGGCGAGACGCCCAAGACGGAGCGGUUCCGCGCGAUCUCGCUCGCGGCCAUCGACCAGUGGGGCGAGAAGUACCCGCGGCUCCAGGAGAACAUGCAGGACGUCAAGCGGGCCGCGCUCAUCUUCCCGUUCAAGGCGUCGCCGUACCUCGUCGACGAGCUCAUCGACUGGGACAUGGAGGCGGACAUCAGGACGGACCCCUUCUACAAGCUCGUCUUCCCGACCAUGGACAUGCUCAGCGAUGAGCACCGGGAGUUGCUCGACGGCGUCUGCGACGCGGGCGACCCCGCGGCGAUCAAGGAGGCCGUCGAGGAAAUCCGCGAGUCGCUGAACCCGCACCCCGCGGGCCAGAAGGCGCUCAACGCGCCGAAGAAGGCGGAGCUCACGGGCGUGCAGCACAAGUACGCCGAGACCGUGCUCUUCUUCGCGGCGGCCGCGCAGACGUGCCACGCGUACUGCACUUACUGCUUCCGCUGGGCCCAGUUCAUCGGCGACCCGGACCUCCGCUUCGCGCAGAAGGACGCCGACUCCCUCUUCGAUUACCUCGAGGAGCACCCCGAGGUGUCCGACAUCCUGUUCACGGGCGGCGACCCGAUGAUCAUGCAGACGCGCAUGCUCAAGCAGUACCUCGAGCCCUUCAAGGAUCCCACGCACCUGCCCCACAUCAAGAAUCUACGGAUCGGCACCCGGGCUUUGACCUUCUGGCCCCAGCGCUUCACGACGGACGCGGACGCGGACGAGCUCAUGACGCUCCUCCGGGAAGUGAAGGAGAUCGGCGGCCGCCACAUGGCCAUCAUGGCGCACCUCGGCCACGUCCGCGAGCUGUCCACGGACAAGGUGAAGCACGCCAUCCAUCGCCUCAAGCAGGAGGGCGGCGUCAUCAUCCGCUCCCAGUCGCCGGUCAUGCGCGGCAUCAACGACGACGCGGACGUCUGGGCCGCCAAGUGGCGCGAGGAGGUGCGCCUCGGCGUCAUCCCCUACUACAUGUUCAUCGCCCGCGACACGGGCGCGCAGUCCUACUUCGACGUGCCCCUCGUCCGCGCCCAGCGGCUCUACGCCGACGCCAUCCGCGCGACGUCGGGCCUCUGCCGCACGGCGCGCGGGCCGUCCAUGUCCUGCACGCCCUUCUUCGCCAAGUACGACCCCAAGGCCAUCUGGUUCGACGACCUCGAGCCCCUUGACGGCAUGGAGCUCCCCUGGGAGGCCGCGGGCCUCCCCGUGCCCUGCGUCGACGAGCCGUGCCAGUCGUGCGCCAUCCUCGCGGCGCUCGCCGCCGCGACGACUGCGUUCACCGUCCCGCACGCGCGACGACCGCACGUGGCUCUGCGCUCCGUCGCGACGCCCGCGCGGGAGACGCUCUGGACGCCGACGGCCGCGACGGUCGAGGCGAGCGCCAUGAAGGCGUUCCAGCGCGCCGUCGGCGUCGACGGCGGCUACGAGGAGCUCUGGUCCUGGAGCGUCGCCAACGGCGACGCGUUCUGGACCGAGCUCAUGGACUUUGUGGGCGUCGAGCGCGAGGGGUCGCUCGAGCCCGCGCGCGUCGGCGAAAACAUGCCGGACGUCGAGUACUUUCCCAACUGCCGGCUCAACUUCGCGGAGAACCUGCUGCGCCACGGCAACGCCGGCGCCGCGCUGGAAGACGCCGAGGCCAUCGUGUCCAUCAGCGAGGCGCGCGACGCGAAGCGAUGGACGUUCGGCGAGGCCGCCGCGGACGCGGCGCGCGUCGCGUCCGCGCUGCGGGCCCUGGGCGUCGGCGCCGACGACGCCGUCGGGCUCUACGCGUCCAACGUCGGCGAGAGCGUCGUGGCCAUGCUCGGCGCGACGGCGACGGGCGCGACGUGGACGUCGUGCUCUCCCGACUUCGGCGCGCGCGCCGUCGCGGAUCGGUUCGGGCAGGUCGCGCCGAAGGCCUUGUUCGUCUGCGACGGCUUCGUGUCCGCGGGCAAGAGGACGUGCCACGCGGCCAAGGUCGCGGAGCUCGCCGAGAACCUGCCGUCCCUCGAGAAGAUCGUCGUCUUCGACGUCGCCGGCGGCGCGGCGGACGCCGGCGCCUGGGCCGCGUCCGACAAAGUCGCGGGCCUCGUCGAGUCCUGGGACGACUUCCUCGCCUCCGGCGACCCGGCGCCGACCUACGACCGCGUGCCCUUCGCCCACCCGCAGCUCGUGCUCUACAGCUCGGGCACGACGGGCCUGCCCAAGUCCAUCGCGCACGGCUGCGGCAACGCGCUGCUCCAGCACGCCAAGGAGCUCAUCCUCCACAGCGACCUCAAGGAGGGCGACAAGAUGCUCUUCUACACGACCUGCGGCUGGAUGAUGUGGAACUGGAUGGCGAGCUCGCUCUUCGCGGGCGCGGCGAUCGUGUGCUUCGACGGCUUCGCGGCCUACCCGAAGCUCCAGGCGCCCUGGGACCUCGUCGAGGCGGAGAAGGUCACGCACCUCGGCACGUCGCCGCGCUACUUCCAGGCCUGCCGCACGCGCGUGGCGCCGAAGGAGUCGCACGACCUCGACGACCUGCGGGUCGUCUUCUCCACCGGGUCCCCGUUGAUGAACGAGGAUUUCCGCUACGUCUACGACAAGGUGAAAGACGACGUCAUGCUCGCGUCCAUCUCCGGCGGCACGGACAUCUGCUCCUGCUUCGCUUUAGGAAACCCGACGCUUCCCGUCGUCGAGGGCGAGCUCCAGGCCUUCGGGCUGGGCCUCGACGCCUGCGCCUUCGACCGCGAAAACGGCGCCAGGGUCGUGGGCGAGAAGGCGGAGCUCGCGUGCCUGUCGCCCUUCGUGGCGGCGCCCGUCAAGUUCUUCGGCGACGACGAAGCGAAGACGAAGUACCGCGACGCGUACUUCGACGACGACGACGGCGUCUGGUACCACGGCGACCUCGUGGAGACGACGGGGUCUGUCGGCGCCGCCGGCGGCGUCGUCAUCCACGGCCGCUCCGACACGACGCUCAAGCCCGGCGGCGUGCGCAUCGGCACGGCCGAGGUCUACCGCUUCGCCGAGGAGCACCCCGCCGUCGACGACUCGCUCGUCAUCGGCGACCAGCUCAAGACGGGCAAGCGCGCGGGCGACGUGCGCAUCGUGCUCUUCGUCAAGCUCGCGGACGGCUACGUCCUCGACGCGGCGCUCGAGAGGGACGUCAAGGCCUUCAUCCGCGCGGGCGCGUCGGACGCGCACGUGCCCGCGCUGCUCGUCGCCGUGGACAAGAUCCCCUACACGAAGAGCGGCAAGAAGGUCGAGGUCGCCGUGCGCGACCUCAUCGCGGGCACGGAGCCCAAGAACGUCGGCGCGCUCGCGGACGCGACCGCGUUCGACGAGUACCGCGCGCUCGCGGCGACGUGGAAGAGCUAA